Molecule: messenger RNA, 2964 nt
Organism: Nothobranchius furzeri (turquoise killifish)
Lineage: Eukaryota; Metazoa; Chordata; Actinopteri; Cyprinodontiformes; Nothobranchiidae
Source: RefSeq, a predicted model, not a curated record
UUUUACGUGGAUGACGGUCUUAAAUCCAUGCCCUCCACCGAAACAGCAGUGAGUCUCCUGAAAAGGACUCAAGAGGUUCUUGCUAAGUCAAACCUCCGACUGCACAAGAUAGCCUCAAACAAAAAAGAAGUUAUGGAAGCCUUUCCGUCCACUGAUCACGCUAAUAGCCUCAAAGACCUUGAUCUAGAUGAUGACUCACUGCCGCUGCAACGCAGUCUUGGACUCAACUGGGACCUCCAAGCAGACUGUUUUGUGUUCAAUGUCUCAGACAAUGUGAAACCAUACACUCGGCGGGGUGUAUUAUCCACUGUUAACAGUCUUUACGAUCCUCUUGGAUUUGUGGCGCCAGUAACUAUCCAAGGAAAGGCUAUUCUGCGAGAACUAACCACUGAAAAAGGAGAUUGGGACUCACCAUUACCAAAAGAUAUGGAGCAAAUCUGGGAGUCAUGGAGAGCAUCUUUAUCACAACUGUCUGGGUUUUCUGUUCCCCGACUAUACACACAAACAUCGCCUUCAGAAGCUUACAGAAGAGAACUGCAUGUCUUCUGUGACGCAUCAAUCAAGGCUAUUGCUGCAGUAGCGUAUCUAAGAGUCGUUGAUGCACGUGGAAAUUGUUGUGUUGGAUUUGUGAUGGGCAAAGCCAAACUCGCCCCUCGUCCUGAAAUGACCACGCCAAGAUUAGAACUUUGUGCAGCAGUUCUUGCAGUAGAACUGGCAGAUUUAGUCUCUACAGAAAUGGAUCUCCAGCUCCAUACUAUGUCCUACCAUUCAGACAGCAAAGUGGUCCUGGGCUACAUUUAUAACGAAAACAGGCGGUUCUACGUCUUUGUCAGCAACAGAGUACACCGCAUUCGGAAAUCAUCCCUUCCAAACCAGUGGCACUAUGUCCCAACAGACCAAAAUCCUGCAGAUCAUGCUACACGUUCUGUUGUGGCAGGUCACCUAAAGAACACAAACUGGUUGAGUGGCCCAAAAUUUCUGGUAAGUCCAGAACCAAGUAUCAACAAUGACACCUUUGAUCUUGUGGACCCGGUUGCAGACCCAGAUGUGAGGCCUUGGGUGUCUACCCUGUCUACCACAGUGUCUUCAAAAAACAUUGGUAGUGAACGCUUCACCAAGUUCUCUGCAUGGAACUCUCUCACUCAGACCAUGGCUCGGCUGUUGCACAUAGCAAAGAUGUUCAGCACAGCGAAAAGGGAGGUCCGAUCCUGCAAAGGCUGGCAUUGCUGUAAGACAAAGGUAACUGUGAAGGAAAUCGACCAAGCUGCAAACGUUAUUGUGCGUACGGUGCAGGAGGAAAUCUAUGCUGAAGAGAUCAAGUGCAUUCAGAAGUCAGAAAGAAUUCCUAAAGGCAGCCCUCUCUACAGACUGGACCCAUUCAUCGACAAAGAUGGACUUCUCAGAGUUGGGGGCCGUCUCGUCCAUUCCACUCUUGGGCAAGUCGAAAAGAAUCCAUUGAUCGUCCCUGGGAAACACCAUGUUGCAACCUUGAUAAUAAGACACCAUCAUGAACAAGUACACCAUCAAGGCCGCCAUUACACGGAAGGAGCUAUUCGGACAUCAGGAUUUUGGAUAAUUGGCUGUAAAAGAAGGGUUAGCAGCAUCAUCAACCAGUGUGUCACCUGUAGACGACUAAGAGCUCCUUUGAGUGUCCAGAAGAUGGCAAAUCUUCCAACAGAUCGUUUGACUACAGAUCCUCCGUUCACAAAUGUGGGCCUGGAUGUGUUCGGGCCGUGGCACAUCUGUUCACGUCGUGCAAGAGGUGGCCUGUUACACAGUAAAAGGUGGGCUGUAAUAUUUACGUGUAUGAGUGUAAGAGCUGUUCACAUCGAGGUCAUUGAGUCACUUGACGCAUCAAGCUUCAUCAAUGCAUUGAGGCGUUUUCUUGCAGUGCGAGGGCCAGUCAAGCUCAUACGUUCAGACCGUGGCACUAAUUUCGUCGGAGCCUGCAAGGAGUUAAAUAUACCCUCAAACAUUGACAACUCAGCGAUCAACACUUACCUCUUGAAAGAGGGAAUAACCUGGAUCUUUAAUCCUCCCCAUGCUUCCCAUCAUGGUGGUACAUGGGAGAGAAUGAUUGGCCUGGCAAGAAGAAUACUUGACACCAUGUUCCUUCAGCUAAAAGAUAAACUUACCCAUGAAGUGUUGGUGACCUUUAUGGCAGAAGUAGCGGCUAUCAUCAACGCUAGGCCUCUGGUGCCAGUUACACAUGACCCUGAAGAUUUGUACAUGCUCACUCCAGCCACUCUUCUUACUCAAAAGGUAAACGUCCUUCCAGCUCCUGUUGGUGACUUCGGAGUGUCUGACCUCUACAAGUCUCAGUGGCGCCAGGUACAACACUUGUCCAACACUUUCUGGGACAGAUGGAAAAAGCAGUAUCUGCCCACACUUCAGCCACGCAGGAAAUGGCAGUCUACACAACCUAACGUGACAGAAGGAAGUAUUGUUCUUUUAAGAAAUAACGACCUGGCAAGGAACGAAUGGCCCACUGGACUGAUAACGAAGACUUUUCCAGGUGAAGAUGGAAAAGUGCGGGAAGUUGAAGUGAAGAUUGUAAAACCAGGAGGGACUGCACUCUAUCGUAGACCUAUUACAGAGAUAGUAGUUCUCCUUCCGAAAGAGGAUUAGUCAUACAAACUGUUGAAGUUGUUAGUGACGUGUAUACACGCCAGGCGGGGAGUGUAUUGCUACGAGCAAAUGUAAUGUUAAUCUUGUUUGUUUUCGUAAGAAUUAAUGUUUAAAUCUCAUUGUUAGAAAAAAUGGUACUGUCGCUUUAAGAGGGACUGGAUCUCAGACACAGGAAGUUGCAUAGGCUAUAGAGUGAGGAAAUCAGGAAGCAAGCACAUGGCACAGAGUGGAGGUUGUUAGUCGAGUCAAUCCAGCUGCAUCUGCAAACGUCUUCUGCUUUUUGUUAGCAUCGUAGUUUCACCUUCCUUGCUACGUCAAUAAACCUGUGUACAAGGA